UAUCAGCCGGGCCAGGGAUCCCGCAGGGAAGAGGGAAAGGAUCAAAUUCAUGUGGGUUCUAACAGUUACCAACCUUGAUCCACCGUUCAUGGAGCAGGGGAAAGCGUCAAAAGAGUAUCAGCUGGGCCCUCCUGCAGGGAAGGGAGAAAGGAUCAAAUUCAUGUGGGUUCUACUUUCUCAGGGCUUGUCCUCUUGAACCGGCAACAAGAAUCUCCCCUUUCUCAGUCUCACAGAAUCAUCUCACGCCUUCUCUCAAACAGACAUUUCCUGAAAGUCUUUAGAACUAAUUUUUAAUCAUACCCAUAGGCCAGAGCCCACCUCCUCUCUCUCUCUCUUUCUCUCUUUCUCUCUUUCUCUCUCUCUCUGUCUCUCUCUUAAUCUUUUAUGCAAGACCUCGCCUGUCCUUCAAGCAAAGCAGCUUUCACUUUUCCUUUUUCUUUCUUUCUCUCUUUUGCUUUUGUCUUUCUAUUCUCUUGCAACCUGUUUUCCUCGUUUACGGUUUCUGGGUUCUUGUGUUCCUUCAGAUCUGCUUCAAAUGGGGUUACUCCCAAGGUAGUAGGUACAUUGACUGGAAAGACGGUCCGAAUGGCCCAACUGGUGCAAAAUUCAAGGUGAUUCCUUUUUCUGUAGAGGAUGAAUUUCAUGAUGACGAGCACGAAACGAGGAAGAUCUUUAAAAGGAAUAUGAUUUGGGAGCUUGGUCUGGGUUGUUUUCUUCCAAUAAGAAGGCGGGGUAGUCGCUCAAAGGAUAAAAAACAAGGGGGAAAGGAUAAUGGUGAUAGUGAUAAUGACGAAGCUUGGCUUCUCGUCGAGUCUGGUAGUCUUGGCCCUCAUUUCAUGAGCGCCGUCGACCCAAAAUCUUUAGCCGCCGACCCACAAUCUGUACACUCUUCUUUCAGAUUCAGCUUUGGUUCGCAGAUGGACCUUGAAGCUCUGAACGGGUCUUCCUCUGUUUCUGCUGCUACAGUUCUAAUGGUAAAUUUGAGUACUGAUUUGUCAGAUUCUCAAUCUCACGACAUGAAAUGGCGAAGGUUUCAGUCUCUGGAAAGAAGUAUCUCUCCGGUGGCCAGCACAUUAGAGAGAUUCAGUUACAGCGAAAUCCGGGCAGCCACUGGGAAUUUCUCCAAAGACAGAGUAUUGGGGAGAGGAGCUCUGAGCUGUGUUUUCAAAGGGAGAGUUGGGUUUCUUAGAAAAGCUGUUGCAAUCAAACGGUUAGUCAAGGAAGAUAAGGAAUCUACGAAGGCUUUCUGCAGGGAACUGAUGAUUGCCAGUUCUCUCCAUAAUCGAAAUGUCGUUCUGCUUAUGGGUUUCUGUAUUGAUCCAGAGGAGGGUCUGUUCUUGGUGUACAAAUUUGUCUCUGGAGGAAGCUUGCAGCACUACUUACAUGCAAACCGAGGAGUUAAGGGUGGUUCUCUUCCAUGGUCGGUGAGAUUUAAGGUCGCGGUCGGAAUUGCAGAAGCUAUUGCUUACUUACACAAUGGGAGUGAAAAAUGUGUUGUUCAUAGAGACAUUAAACCCUCUAAUAUCCUUCUCUCUUCCAAGAAGAAACCCAAGCUAUGCGAUUUCGGAUUAGCAACAUGGACCCCUGCACCUUCAGUUCCUUUCCUCUGCAAAACCGUCAAAGGGACAUUCGGUUAUUUGGCUCCUGAAUAUUUCCAACACGGUAAAGUCUCCGAUAAGACAGAUGUUUAUGCUUUUGGGGUCGUUCUCUUGGAGCUAAUCACAGGCCGAAAGCCAAUCGAAGCCAACAGACGGUCAGGAGAUGACAACUUAGUCUUGUGGGCAAAGGCACUAUUACAACGAGGAGGAUCAAUCAAGGAGUUGCUUGAUCCAACACUCACAAUUAGCCCUCGUGAUUCAAAUCAAUUGAUGAAGAUGAUUCAAGCUGCGGGUGCCUGCAUUGAAAGUGAAGAAUCCAGGAGGCCUAGCAUCAAUCAAAUUGUUGCAAUUCUGCAAGGAGAUGAAAAUUAUAGCUCAAGCAGUAAUAUAUCUGCCCCUUCCAGGAAUGAUUCUAUUAUUGAUAAUUAUUCUCAUCUACAACAUAAAAAGAGUGAAAUGAGGAGUCAUUUCGCUCUCGCCAUGUUAGGGGUUUCAGACUAUGAGGAAGAUAAUCACCUAUAUUGUCGAUGAGGCAGGGCACUUGUUUUUUAUUUUAUUAUAUUUUUAAUCAAUAUUUUUCCUACAAUUUUUUAUCCUGUUGCCUACAUGAAUAUAUGGGAAAGAAAUGGAGAGGGAUUGGAUGACGACGGAAAGAAGAGUGAAAACUUGUAAAUAGUGUAAAAAUACAAUGAUGUAUUCAGAAUUUUUAUUUUAUAUGUCCUUCAUUUCCCUAUCCAAUCAUCAAAGGAAUUAGUAAUUUUUUUA
This is a messenger RNA of Macadamia integrifolia, 2363 nucleotides long. RefSeq names its product probable serine/threonine-protein kinase PBL23. The transcript has 6 exons. The record is from RefSeq and is a predicted model, not a curated record. Gene Ontology annotation, molecular function: protein kinase activity; ATP binding. Gene Ontology annotation, biological process: protein phosphorylation. NCBI's taxonomy places the organism in Eukaryota, Viridiplantae, Streptophyta, Magnoliopsida, Proteales, Proteaceae. The coding region runs from base 684 to 2129 and encodes 481 amino acids.